CGAAAAGCUCCCUAUAUCCAGCUGCGAAAUCUCGCAAACUCCUACGAGAGUACUAUCAAAGAUACCUAGGUACAGACGCUUAUUACCUAUUACUCCUUGAUACUCGAGUACUUUAUAUGAUGUACGUACCCUACACGGCUUGCGCUCCUCUCCCGUCAUUCACUUUUCGUCCGGUUGAGUAGUAAGCAGCCUUGACUGCAGUGCAAUGGCGAUAGCCCAACUCUUGAGGGGGACUUGUGACUUCACAGGUUGAGGAAACUCCCUGAAAACCAUGGACCCUACAAUCGUCACUGCCAUCAUCCAAGAGCCCGCGUUCCGCCUCCUAACGACCUUGAGAUAUGUCCAGUUCAACCACGUCGAAGUGGUAGAGUCGUUACCAUUGAUCCACGAAUGGAAACGAGCAGAGCUGGACCUUCUCUCCUUGAGCAGGCAUCGACUGCAUGCCGCAGCUCAGGCUUGUUUCGGCCCGCAAUCUGAAGUAUCCAAGAAGUUCAAGGCAGAUGGAGCCGAGCUCGUUCUCAGAGAUGCCAUUGACGAGAUCACAGCAGCACGGCAUCCGGAACCUGCCAAGAGUUACUUCCGGGAUCUUCGAGUGCGUGUGCUGGUCGGCGGCGACGGCCAGGUUGACAUUGAGAGUGUGCCUAUGGGAUUUGAGAAACCACUGUCACUGUUGGAGAACGAUACUUUCCACCGUGUCCCGCGGGCAACGUGGUCCUUUGCCAACUCUGACUCUGAAGAUUUUCCCUUCGCAAAGGUCUAUAUCGAUAGCGUGCCUACUUCAACCAGCAUCUUCACCAGACACAAGACAACGUUUCGACAGCCAUAUGAUGAGGCGCGAUCGCGAGCCGGCAUCGUCCACACACCACCCACGGACGCCGAGGUCCUACUGUUCAACUCGCGAGGCGAGAUCACAGAGGCAAGCGUUUCCACGCCGUAUUUUUUCCGCGGUGAUGGCCGGGGCGGCUACGCAUUGGUCACCCCGAGUUUGCAAUCUGGUGGGAUGAUCGGCGUGACCCAAUCCAAAGCGUUACGAGAUGGAUUUUGUACCAUGGACGUUGUCACACUGGACGACCUGCAGUUGCGGCACGGUGAUGUUAUUUGGUUAAGCAAUGGAGUCAGGGGCUUCUUUCGGGGCAGAAUCCACAAGGAAUAGCCGUCGGAUCUGCACUGAAGAAUACUUUUCCUAGGUAAUAGAACAUAGUGGUGAUCUGAAUGUUUGAUUGUGGUUCCCGGACAGGUCUUGCUACAAUCGCGUACUCAGGGCUAACCCGCAGAUGAAUUUCCUCAAAUUGGUGAAAGUAAUUAUGUCGUGCCGCCACUCAUACCUGUUCUUGUAAAAGCCAACCAACCUCCUAUGCUUUUCAACAGAAACUCU
Messenger RNA from Exophiala dermatitidis NIH/UT8656, 1375 nucleotides. RefSeq lists its product as uncharacterized. Gene Ontology annotation, molecular function: catalytic activity. The transcript has a single exon. Bases 272 to 1153 code for a protein of 293 amino acids. NCBI's taxonomy places the organism in Eukaryota, Fungi, Ascomycota, Eurotiomycetes, Chaetothyriales, Herpotrichiellaceae. The record is from RefSeq and is a predicted model, not a curated record.